Molecule: messenger RNA, 1437 nt
Organism: Diaporthe amygdali
Lineage: Eukaryota; Fungi; Ascomycota; Sordariomycetes; Diaporthales; Diaporthaceae
Product: DNA repair and recombination protein pif1
Exons: 7
Coding region: 1-1437 (478 amino acids)
Biological process (GO): telomere maintenance; DNA repair
Molecular function (GO): DNA helicase activity; ATP hydrolysis activity
Source: RefSeq, a predicted model, not a curated record
AUGCCAGGACCGAGCUCAAGAACAUCAAAGCGGAAAGCUCUGAAUGCUUUCGGAGAUAUCAAGUCGAGCGGUCCCAUCAAGCAGCAGCGCAUAACGCUGGAUGCUUUCUUUGCCCCAAAGCAGACAAGGCCUUCUUUUGCUGCGAAAGAAAAUAUUAUAGAAAAGCAUUCAUCGCCAAAAGGUUCAGCAGAGCAGGAAUGGACAGGUGUACGAGACGCCGGGCUCAGCGCCGAGCAAGAGAACGUGCUGCGUAUGGUCGUUGACGAUGAGAGGAACAUUUUCUUUACCGGCUCGGCAGGUACUGGCAAAUCGUUGCUACUGAGAGCUAUCAUAGCGGCGCUCAGAAAGAAAUUUGCCGAAAAGUCUGAAUGUCUGGCUGUCUGCGCCAGUACUGGCAUGGCUGCACAGAAUAUUGGGGGGACAACCAUACAUGCCUGGGGUGCCGUCACGCCGGGCAUCUUUGACCUUGACAAGCAAAUCAGCUUCAUCAAGACAUGCAGACCUGCUCAUCGUCGAUGGAAAAUGGUCAAGGUUCUCAUUAUUGACGAAGUAUCCAUGGUUGAUGGUCAGCUUUUUAACCUCCUGGCCGCGCUUGCAGCAAGGCUACGCAAGAAAACAAACAAACCUUUUGGGGGAAUUCAGAUUGUUGUCACGGGCGACUUCUUUCAGCUCCCACCGGUCACCCGGGGGAACGAAGUGUUCUUCGCAUUCCAGAGCGACGCAUGGAAGGAGAGCAUCGAGCAUACCGUGACACUUACGAAAGUAUUUCGCCAGAAGGACAACGACUUCAUUGGUUUGCUCAAUGAGCUUCGCCGCGGCGAGAUUUCUCCAGCCACGAGGAAAAUCUUGACUGGAUUGUCCCGACCCCUGACGCACGGCGAUGGCCUCUUACCUACCCAGCUGUUCCCCUUGCGUACCGAAGUCGACCGUGCCAACGCAUCUCGCUUGAUGGCUCUCGGCGGCCCGGUGCACACAUAUACGGCCAGGGAUUCAGGAUCUGCGGAACAAGGUAAGAAACAAAAGCUGCUCGAAAACAUGAUGGCGGUUCGGAUGCUUGAGCUCAAGCGAGAUGCGCAAGUCAUGCUGGUUAAGAACAUUAGCGAGACUCUUGUCAACGGAAGCGUGGGUAAGGUGCUCGACUUUUGCCCCUCGCCGGACAAAAAGUCCCAAGGUGAUGAUGAGCUGCUGCCGCUUGUCGAGUUUAGCACGUUCAAGGGCAAGGAGACCAUGCUUGUGUCUCGUGAUGAAUUCCGAGCCGAGGACAGCGAAGGCAAAUUGCUCGCAAGACGUGUCCAGAUUCCGCUCGUCUUGGCCUGGGCCGUGUCAAUUCACAAGGCUCAAGGCCAGACCAUCCAGCGCGUCAAGGUGGAUCUGAGCAAGGUGUUUGAGAAAGGUAUGGGGAAACACCGCUCGCUGAUCUCCGAACGUUCAACCUGA